Messenger RNA from Striga hermonthica, 1049 nucleotides. Lineage: Eukaryota; Viridiplantae; Streptophyta; Magnoliopsida; Lamiales; Orobanchaceae. The record is from the annotation of a GenBank genome assembly.
AUCCAGAGGGCAAAGUGGAGGACUUCUAUUGCUUUGGCACCAAGAGGUGGAUAUCAUCAAUGUGGUAGCAAAGGAAUUCUACAUUGUAGUCAACUACUCUCUGAAUAAUGAAGAACAAGGUUGGGGUGUGUUUGUUUAUAUGAGUGCUGAUAGAAGAACCAGGGAAGCUCAGUGGAUGAUUUUGGAAGAAGACAAACACUCUUGGGGUGAAGUGUGGUUUACUAUAGGAGAUUGGAACUCUAUAUGUGCCAAGAAAGAAAAGAAAGGGGGCAGACCUAGACAACAUAGAAGUUUUGAUGGCUUCAACAAUUUCAUCUCCAACAUGGAAAUGGAAGGCAUGGAAGGAUAUCAGUUUACAUGGGGUAACAACAGAGAUGUUGAGGGUUAUGUUGAAGAGAAGCUUGACAGAGCUUUUGCUUCUUAUGAAUGGCACAGUUCUCACCCUAAUGCCAAAGUGCUAAAUGUGAUCAGAACAGCCUCAGAUCAGUCUUUCCUUAUUCUUAAUGCUGGUUCUCAAGAUCCUCGGUGCAAGAGGAGGUUUGCCUUUGAUAGAAGAUGGGCUUCAAAAGAAGGAUUUGUAGAUGUGGUGCAAACUGCUUGGGCCAUACCACAGACUAGUACACCUUUCUUUAGGCUCAAAGAAAAAGUGAAGCAGACAAAAAUUGCUCUUCUCAUAUGGAGCUCAAAAUUCAAGUCCCAGAACCAAGACAAGAUUGUUGUUCUUUCCAAUAAGCUUGAGGAAAUCAGAGAAGCUGGUAAAGCAGACAAGUGGGAGGAAUGGGAUUCAGUAACUAAAGAUCUUAAUGCUGCUCAUGCCUAUGAAGAAAAAUACUGGGCUCAGAAAGCUAGAGUACAGUGGUUAAAGGAGGGUGACUCCAACACCAAAUUUUUCCAUGCUUAUUCCAUGUCCAGAAGAAGACAGAAUGCUAUCUCAAGACUAGUCACUGAUGCCAAUAGAGUCUGCUCUUCAAGGAGGGAUAUUGAAAAUCACAUCACCACUUACUAUUCAUCAUUGUUCUCUUCAGAAGGCUCUUGGGGGGAGAAUCCAU